AUGGAUACUUUGAACAUGAAGGAGACUGAGCUUUGUCUUGGUUUGCCUGGUGGCGGUGGCGGUGAGGUUGAAACUCCUAGAGCUGCUGGCAAGAGAGGUUUCUCUGAGACAGUUGAUUUGAUGCUGAAUAUUCAGACCAAGGAAGAUCUGAAUGAGAAUCUGAAGAAUGUUUCAAAGGAGAAGAGCUUGCUUAAGGACCCUGCUAAGCCACCAGCUAAGACUCAAGUAGUUGGUUGGCCACCAGUGAGAUCAUACAGGAAAAACAUGAUGGCACAGAAGGUUAACAAUUCUGAGGAGAAUGAGAAGACAACGAGUAGCACUACUGCUGGUGCAUUUGUUAAGGUUUCCAUGGAUGGAGCACCUUACCUUCGUAAGGUCGACUUAACAAUGUACAAAACCUACAAAGAUUUAUCUGAUGCCUUAGCCAAAAUGUUCAGCUCCUUCACCACUGGUAACUAUGGGGCCCAAGGAAUGAUAGACUUCAUGAAUGAAAGCAAGUUGAUGGAUCUUCUUAACAGCUCUGAGUAUGUGCCAACCUAUGAAGAUAAGGAUGGCGACUGGAUGCUCGUGGGAGAUGUCCCAUGGGAGAUGUUUGUUGAAUCAUGCAAGCGUCUUCGCAUAAUGAAAGGAUCAGAAGCUAUUGGGCUCGCACCAAGAGCAAUGGAGAAAUGCAAAAACAGAAGCUAA
Messenger RNA from Lathyrus sativus (Indian pea), 687 nucleotides. NCBI's taxonomy places the organism in Eukaryota, Viridiplantae, Streptophyta, Magnoliopsida, Fabales, Fabaceae. The record is from the annotation of a GenBank genome assembly.